AUGGGCAGGGAGGGACUUGCAGUUGAGUCGUGAGUCCAGGCAGAUGUUGAUCGUAAUUCACGGCGCUUGAGCGUGACGACCACAUCAUCCCCACCUUGUUUCUGGUGCCUAGCCCUUUUUACAAGCUUCCUAAAAGCAGCAGUACCAUCAUGUCCGCUCGUCUUUUCAGCUCUCGAAGCUUCCAAACCGUCGCUCCUCGGGGCGCACGUUUCGCAUCCAACCUUCCCAUCCCUCCAAAGGUGGCCACUCCCAACAUGGUCUCCUCCGGCGGCAGUUCCAAACGUAUGGAUACCGUGGUAGACUUUUACAAGAGCUUGCCCAAGGGUGAAUCUACGCACAAGACUGGAGGUGUCAAGGGAGCCUUUUUUGCGGGAAAGAAUGCUAGUGGGAAACCGAUCGUCGCUUGGAUCGGUGCAAUGAUUUUGCUCGGUUACACUAUCUCGGUCAGUCUUGCACGCCCUCCUCCACUGAUCGAACAGCGCUUAUGCGCAUUGGAAGUAAAUGCCGACUCACUCGGCUGCAAUUCUUUUAAUUCUUCCUUCGACCGUAGUACCAAACCCACCUCAAGCACCACAAGAACUCUGACCACUAAACGGUGGAUGCAGAGGCGUGUGAGGUGAGCAAAAGACCGUUUGUUGGAAUUGCAGGUGGCAGGCAGGUGAAUGGUGCGAAGGAGGGGCAAGCCCACAGAGUGUUCAUCUCAAAGGACAAGAGGAUUUGCAAAGUGGCAGGUAGCUAUUGUCGAUGUGAUAGCGUCCCAUUGGCCUUCGCGUGCAGUAAAAAAAGUAGCAGGGCGAGCAUUGUAGGAUGGAAGACUGUGCCUCUGGAGUCUUGACACGUCGACCGCCCCACGCAAAAUCGAUUUCAGUCGAUUAGGCUGGAGGAUGGUCUAACAGCAAGCUGACACUUCGCAUCAUCUUUCACUACGCCUGACGUGGCAGAACACGUGCAGCAUUUGCUUCAACAGGCGUAAAAGCGGGUCAUGACGAAUAUAAGGGCACAUCUGAAGGGUCCUUCUCCGUCUUUUCGAUCCUCAAAACGUCAAGACGGUUGAGCGCUACAACGCAUAGCUGUCGACGUGUCUCACCAAUCCGAUAA
Ceraceosorus bombacis is the source of this 1098-nucleotide messenger RNA. The record is from the annotation of a GenBank genome assembly. NCBI's taxonomy places the organism in Eukaryota, Fungi, Basidiomycota, Exobasidiomycetes, Ceraceosorales, Ceraceosoraceae.